Molecule: messenger RNA, 3828 nt
Organism: Fraxinus pennsylvanica
Lineage: Eukaryota; Viridiplantae; Streptophyta; Magnoliopsida; Lamiales; Oleaceae
Source: the annotation of a GenBank genome assembly
AUGAGUAUAGCUAUGGCUGAAACAGAUGAGUCAUCCAUAUUAAGCCAAGGCCUACAAAAGGAGGUCAUCGACAGAAGUACUGGCAUUAAAGGAGGCCAAGACGACUCGAGGAAGUCCAAGGAAAAGGAGACCACAAAUACAGUUCCAUUUUACAAGCUAUUCUUCUCUGCUGAUCUUAAGGACAAACUAUUGAUGAUUGUAGGCACAAUUGCUGCCAUUGGAAAUGGGCUUAACCCGCCACUUAUGGCAUUUCUUUUUGGGGAGCUGGCUGAUGCUUUCGGAACAAACAAAACCCAGGACAUUACUCCUGUUGUUUGCAAGGUCUCACUAAAGUUAGUAUACGUGGCAGUGGGGUGUGGUGCAGCCGCAUUCCUUCAGAUGACAUGCUGGAUGGUCACUGGAGAGAGGCAGGCUGCACGAAUUAGGAGUCUCUAUUUGAAAACUAUUUUACAGCAAGAUAUUGCUUUCUUUGAUAAGGAAAUAAACACAGGAGAUGUGAUUGGAAGGAUGUCUGGUGAUACAGUUCUAAUUCAAGAUGCCAUGGGCGAGAAGGUAGGGAAGUUUAUACAGUUGAUGUCGACAUUUUUUGGAGGCUUUCUCAUUGCAUUUACUAAAGGGUGGCUUCUUACACUCGUCAUGUUAUCAUCUAUUCCUCCACUUGUGAUAUCCGGUGGAAUCAUGUCCUUUGUAGUAUCCAAGAUGGCAUCACGUGGACAAAAUGCAUAUGCUAGUGCUGCCACUGUCGUUGAACAGACAAUUGGCUCCAUCAGAACGGUUUCUUCAUUUACGGGGGAGAAGCAAGCUGUGGCAAAAUACGACAAGUCCCUUGAAAAGGCUUAUAAAUCAGGUGUACAUGAAGGGUUGGCUACAGGGCUUGGUAUUGGUUCAGUUAUGUUUAUGAUGUUCUGCAGUUAUGCUUUGGCUGUUUGGUACGGCACAAGAAUGAUCUUGAACAAGAGUCACACAGGGGGUGAAGUCUUCACGGUAAUUGUAGCGGUGUUAACUGGAUCCAUGUCUCUAGGACAGACAUCUCCUUGCAUGACAGCAUUUGCAGCAGGACAGGCUGCAGCUUACAAGAUGUUUGAGACUAUAAGUAGGAAACCAGAUAUAGAUGUAUAUGAUACGAAGGGGAAGAUUCUGGAUGACAACAUUCAUGGGGAUAUAGAAUUGAGAGACGUCUAUUUUAGAUAUCCAGCAAGACCAGAUGAGCAAAUAUUUAGUGGAUUCUCUCUAUUUAUCCCUUGUGGCACAACUGCAGCUUUGGUUGGACAGAGUGGAAGUGGGAAAUCAACUGUGAUUAGUUUGAUUGAGAGAUUUUAUGAUCCACAUGCUGGUGAAGUUCUGAUUGAUGGAAUUAGUCUCAAAGAAUUCCAGCUUAAAUGGAUUAGGUCAAAAAUAGGUCUUGUCAGCCAAGAACCUGUGCUUUUCACAGCAAGCAUCAAGGACAAUAUUGCAUAUGGAAAGGAUGGUGCAACUCUUGAAGAGAUCACACAAGCGGCCAAGCUUGCAAAUGCUUCUAAGUUCACUGAUAAAUUACCCCAGGGCUUAGAGACAAUGGUGGGUGAACAUGGUACACAGCUUUCUGGUGGACAGAAACAACGAAUUGCCAUAGCCAGAGCAAUUCUGAAGGACCCAAGAAUUUUACUUCUGGACGAAGCAACAAGUGCGCUAGAUGCUGAAUCUGAGAGAAUAGUUCAGGAGGCUUUGGACAGGAUUAUGGUAAACAGAACUACAGUCAUAGUUGCACAUCGUCUCGGUACGAUUAGAAAUGCCAAUAUGAUAGCAGUCAUUCACCAGGGGAAGGUGGUAGAGAAAGGCACACAUUUCGAACUACUUCAAGAUGUUGAAGGAGCAUAUUCUCAGCUCAUACGCUUGCAAGAAGCAAACAAAGAUGACAAGCAACUUGUCGAUGAAAAAGACAAAUCAAGUUUCGAUAUGGAAUAUGGUAAACAGUCGAGUAGAAGAACAUCAUUUCUUCAUUCCGUAAGUCGGGGUUCUGGGUCCUCUUGGUUAAGAAAUAGCAGUCGCCAUUCAAUGUCAGUCUCGAUUGACCUGCCUUUAACAUCUGAUAAGCCUCCAGAAGUUCCAAUCCGCCGGAUUGCCUACCUCAACAAGCCUGAGGUGCCAGUUCUAGUAGCUGGAGUUCUAUCUGCUAUCAUCAAUGGGGCAAUAGUUCCUAUUUUCGGAAUAUUACUUUCUAUGGUGAUUAAAACCUUCUAUGAGCCACCACAUGAACUACGAAAAGAUUCAAAAUUCUGGGCAUUGAUGUUUGUGGUUCUUGGAGCAGUGUCAUUACUUGCAUAUCCAGCCAGGACAUAUUUCUUUGGUGUGGCUGGGUGCAAGUUAAUAAGGCGAAUUAGAUUAAUGUGUUUUGAGAAGGUAGUUAACAUGGAAGUUGGUUGGUUCGAUGAGCUUGAACAUUCAAGUGGAGUAAUUGGUUCAAGGCUCUCUGCAGAUGCUGCUACAAUUCGUGCAUUAGUUGGCGAUGCACUUGCACAGAUGGUUCAGGAUGCUGCCUCAGCAGUUGUUGGAUUGGUUAUAGCUUUUGAUGCUUGUUGGCAGUUGGCACUUAUUGUACUCGCUUUGAUACCUUUGAUAGGAUUGAACGGAUAUGUACAACUCAAGUUCAUGACUGGGUUCAGUGCAGAUGCAAAGGUUAUGUAUGAAGAAGCAAGUCAAGUUGCCAAUGAUGCUGUUGGGAGUAUAAGAACAGUUGCUUCCUUUUGUGCAGAAGAAAAGGUGAUGGAAAUAUACAGGAAGAAGUGUGAAGUCCCGAUGAGAACAGGGAUAAGACGAGGAUUGAUUAGUGGAAUAGGUUUUGGUUUGUCUUUCUCGUUGGUAUUUUUUGCCUAUGCAACCAGCUUUUAUGCAGGAGCUCGGCUUGUUGAACAUGGCAAAACAACAUUUUCAGAUGUCUUCCGUGUUUUCUUUGCUUUAACAAUGGCAGCAAUAGCAAUCUCUCAAUCAAGCACAUUUGCCCCAGAUUCAAGCAAGGCCAAGGGUGCUGCUGGUUCUAUAUUUGCUAUUCUUGAUAGGAAAUCAAAGAUUGAUCCUAGUGAUGAAUCUGGCAUGACAAUUGAAAAUCUGAAGGGAGAUAUUGAACUAAGACACAUCAGAUUUAGGUAUCCAACUAGGCCAGAUGUCCAGAUUUUCCGAGACCUUUCUUUGACAAUACACAGUGGCAAGACAGUCGCUCUGGUUGGUGAGAGUGGAAGUGGGAAGUCAACAGUAAUCUCAUUGUUGCAGAGAUUUUAUGACCCGGAUUCAGGCCAGAUUAAGCUUGAUGGAGUUGACAUUCAGAAGUUCCAACUGAAGUGGCUAAGGCAGCAGAUGGGGCUUGUGAGCCAAGAGCCGAUGUUGUUCAAUGAAACAAUCCGAGCCAACAUUGCUUAUGGUAAGGAAGGAAAUGCAACGGAGGCAGAAAUCAAAGAAGCAUCGGAGCUGGCAAAUGCACACACAUUCAUUAGUGGAUUACAACAGGGAUACGAGACUGUAGUGGGGGAGAGAGGAAUUCAACUGUCCGGUGGACAAAAACAGCGAGUAGCCAUUGCACGAGCCAUUUUAAAAAGUCCAAAGAUACUUCUAUUAGAUGAGGCUACAAGUGCACUUGAUGCUGAAUCUGAGAGGAUAGUUCAACAUGCACUUGAUCGAGUAAUGGUGAAUAGGACUACAGUGAUUGUAGCACAUAGGUUAUCAACAAUCAAGGGAGCGGAUGUAAUUGCUGUUGUUAAAAAUGGAGCUGUAGUGGAGAAAGGGAAUCACGACACGCUUAUCAACAUCAAACAUGGUUUUUACGCGUCUCUGGUCUCUCUUCACAUGAAUGCUUAG